AUGAGAAUAAGGCAAAAAUGCAACCUCAGUAAAUUUACCAACACGUCUAUCAAUUCCUGCCCCAGAACCUCAAACUUGACAUCAACAUCUUCACCAUGUCGACCACUACAGUAACUCACACGCAAAACGGCGACUUUCAUAGCUCCAUCCUUCGCGAUUACGAGCUUCACCACUCUCAAGCUCGCGAGGAAUCGCCGGAUUGUCGGACAUCGCCUGUGACGUCCGCAGAGCACCCGGAAUUUGAUCUGCCGCAUCGUCGUGUGCCUGAGUAUAGGCCGCUUAAUCGGGACCCCGCGCAUAUCAAUGGUGUUCGCGUCUAUACGAGCACGGCUGAGAGGUUCUUCAUCACUGCCAUGUUUAGAGGCCUGAGUGUCAACGCUGGCGCUGCUCAAUAUUGGAGGGCGUCGAUUGGAAGGUUUACGGAUAAGGUGUGGAAAUAUCAGGUUGGAGGAGAGUUUUAG
Molecule: messenger RNA, 461 nt
Organism: Fusarium odoratissimum NRRL 54006
Lineage: Eukaryota; Fungi; Ascomycota; Sordariomycetes; Hypocreales; Nectriaceae
Exons: 2
Coding region: 96-461 (121 amino acids)
Source: RefSeq, a predicted model, not a curated record